Quercus robur (English oak) is the source of this 480-nucleotide messenger RNA. Its product is annotated as glycine-rich cell wall structural protein 1-like. Bases 1 to 480 code for a protein of 159 amino acids. NCBI's taxonomy places the organism in Eukaryota, Viridiplantae, Streptophyta, Magnoliopsida, Fagales, Fagaceae. The record is from RefSeq and is a predicted model, not a curated record. The transcript has a single exon.
AUGGUUGUUUCUUCGAAAUGGCUUUCUUUUAGUCUUCUUGUCCUAUGCAUUGUCCUCCAUUUGAGUGCAAUGAGUACUCUUGGAGAUGACAAACUUGACAAAACUAGAUUCCAUGAUGAUGACGAUUGUCGAUUUGGAGGCUGCCGAAGAUGUGGUGGUAGGUGGGGUGGUCGUGGAGGUGAAGGUGGUUUAGAUGAAGGUAGAGAUGGUGGCAUUGGAGGUGGGGGUGGUGGUGGUGGUGUUGGAGGUGGUGGAGGUGGCUUUGGUGGUGGUGUAGGAGGUGGAUCAAGUCAAGUAGGAGGAUUUGGAGCUAGGGCAGGUGUAGGUGGUGGAGCUGAAGGAGCCAUUGGUGGUGGAGUUGGAGCAGGAGAAGGAGGAGGUGGAGAUGGUGGACUUGGUGGUGGUUCAGGGCAUGGUAAAGGCUUUGGAACUGGAGGUGGUCUUGGUGGGUGUGAGAGAUUGGGAAAAUUGGGCCUCUAA